Equus quagga is the source of this 1717-nucleotide messenger RNA. RefSeq lists its product as uncharacterized. The record is from RefSeq and is a predicted model, not a curated record. The transcript is spliced from 4 exons. NCBI's taxonomy places the organism in Eukaryota, Metazoa, Chordata, Mammalia, Perissodactyla, Equidae. Bases 1 to 639 code for a protein of 212 amino acids.
AUGCGCGGCGCGGCGGGGCCCGGGGACCGCCCCUCGGCCGCCGGCGGGGAUGCUGCGUCCGGGGGAUCCCGGCUGCCUCCCGCCUGUCCUGCGCGGAGCUCCCGCCCGAGCCCGGGAAGAAGGCAUUAUAGGGUCAGCCUAUCAAUCUCUGCAAAGAAGACCACUAAGAUUUUGGUAUGGACCACAGCGACAGUACAGAUCAAUUUGGGGAGUACCAUCAUCUUAACAGUACGAAGUCUUCCAACCUUAAGCACUGAUGGACCAAUAGCACAAAAACACAGACACGAGAGAUCCUCUAUCUUUUGCUCAGGACUCAGAAAGAAGCAAAGUGACCUCUGGAAAACAGAAACACUGAUUUUCCCAAAGGAUCUCAACACAGAAAGUGUUGGCACCAGUCUAGAAAGCAGGAUUCCUGAGGCAAUACGGGAUUUCAAGGACAUUCAGGGCUCUCACCACACUACUAAAAUUCAGAGAGAUGGAGCUGGACCAAGAUCUUCCCAUCAAAGUUCAAAGCCAGAAGUGAAUCACGAGGGCACAAUCACACGAAUCUGCGCUGGGGAACAUUUUACAAGCCAUCUGGCUGGACUCCUCAAAAGUCAACUGUGUGAAAGAGUGAAAAAAGUGGGGGGAAUGUUCUAGAUUAAAGAGACUGUUUUAUUAGAUUCAAGACCCUUACCCCCACCCCCAGCUAUAAAGGAUAUUUUCGGGACAAUUGAGAGAAAUGUGAAUAUAAAAUGAAAUGUUAAAUCCUUUGGAAGUGAAGAUAUUGUGAUUAUAUAAGUAUUUAGGGGCAAAAUGACAUUAUAUAUAAUGUCAUAACAUGUGUGUGGGAUAAAAUAAAUAUUCAUUAUAAAUAUAAUUUUAAUAUUAGCCUGAGCAAAACAAUUGGGAAGUCUGUUCCCAGGACUUCUAUAACGUAUCCUAAAAGCCAAAGAGAAAAGCCUUUCUGAUUAUUCGCAGUUUUUUAUUAUCUUUAUCAUUAUUCUCCUCAUUAAUGCAGGAACUGAGUACUGAUUAUAAUGAAGGAGCCUGAGGCACUACUAUAAAUGGCUAUUCUUAUUAAUUACACACUAGCUUCAGAUUACCUUAUCAAUUUUUAUUCUUAUCAAGAGCACUUUUUUUAGCCACCUAGCUUCUUAAAAUGGUCUUGUAGAAUGUUUAAGACAUUCUGGGUGAACAAAAACUUUAAAUUAUUAAAAAUUUUCCAAUCCCCUCUGUUGGGGGUAAAUAUUAAGCAAGUGAUUUUUCAAUAAUAUUAUAAUUUAUACAGAAAAUGCUUUUAUUUCACAAUGACAUACUUUCUGCUGUUUACUCAGAAGAGUGAAAUGUUUUAAAAACUAUUUCAUUUAUUCAACAAAUACUGACUACUUAUAUUGUACCACAGACUAAGGCCAUCAGGAUUUGUGAUGAAAGGAUAUGUGGAGCUUAAAUUUAGUGGAAAACAGGCCCUUCCAAAGAUAAUUCCAAUAUAACAUAUAAGUGCAAUAAUGAUGCAACGGGAAAGUUCAGAGAAGAACCACAGAAGGCUUUACUGAGCUACUAACACUUCGGGUGUGUCUUGAAUGUACAGAUAUUUUCUAUGAGAGGGAAACAAAGGCGAGGCUGUAGGCAGAGGAAAGAGCAUGUGACUGGACAGGCCUAAGAUGUCUGAGAAACCAAACAGCUCAAUGCCGGGGUUUUUUUUUUUAAUUAAUUAAUUUUUUUUUUAAAGAUUUUG